Molecule: messenger RNA, 2337 nt
Organism: Punctularia strigosozonata HHB-11173 SS5
Lineage: Eukaryota; Fungi; Basidiomycota; Agaricomycetes; Corticiales; Punctulariaceae
Product: glutamate-tRNA ligase
Exons: 5
Coding region: 18-2297 (759 amino acids)
Biological process (GO): translation; glutamyl-tRNA aminoacylation
Cellular component (GO): methionyl glutamyl tRNA synthetase complex; cytoplasm; cytosol
Molecular function (GO): glutamate-tRNA ligase activity; ATP binding
Source: RefSeq, a predicted model, not a curated record
CUUGACUCGAGACCACCAUGGCGUCCUUGACCGUAUCGUCCGCGACCAGUCCGUUCCCGUACGCCGCGGUCGCGACAGCAGCCUACACUGGCAAGGCAGAGGUCCUCUUCGACUCGUCGGCCACCACGCCCGUCCUCGAUCUCAAUGGUGCCAAGUACACCGAUGAAGUAGAGAUCGUGCAUGCUUUGGCCAAAGAGAGUGGAAUCGCCGCAGACAGUAGCAAGGCCACCUCGUUCGUGGAGAUCGCCAAAGCGUUCGCCACCACCACAAGUGUACCCGAUAUCCUCGCAGCAUUGAACACCGUCGACGAUCACCUUGCCUUCCGUACGUUCCUCGUAGGUCAUGAUAUAACGGCUGUAGAUUGGAUUCUGUGGGGAUCCAUCAAGGGCUCCGUCAAAAUCAUCGGCUUACUGAAGAACAACAAGCAUGUGCAUCUCAGCCGAUGGUUCAACUACUUGGAAAGCCUCGAGUCGACGCAGCUCACGCUAGCCAAGCUUGCGGAGGCCAAAGCCAACAAGCUCCGAUCCAAUAAAACCGCUGCCUCGUUCGCUCUGGGACUGGCCAAUGCGAAGGACGGCGAAGUUGUCACCCGAUUCCCUCCUGAGCCCAGCGGGUAUCUCCACAUCGGCCACGCGAAGGCAGCCAUCCUCAAUCAAUACUUCGCCAAAAUGUAUCACGGCAAGUUGCUCAUCCGGUUCGACGAUACGAACCCGACGAAAGAGCGCACUGAAUUUGAGGAGACUAUCCUCGAGGAUCUCGCUCUGAUGGACAUCAAGGGCGAUACAGUCACCCACACCUCCGACUGGUUCGAUAAACUUUACGACUACGCCAUCCAGAUGAUCAAGACCGGCAAAGCUUACGCCGACGAUACGGAACAAGCGCAAAUGCGGCAGGAGCGCAUGGACGGCAUUGCUUCCAAGCGCCGUGAGUCAACUGUCGAGGAGAGCUUGGCACGCUUCGAGGAGAUGAAAGCCGGCACUCCGGAAGGCUUACGCUGGUGCAUCCGCGCGAAGAUGAGCGUCGACAACCCGAACAAGGCUCUCCGCGAUCCCGUAAUCUACCGCUGCAACGUGCUGCCCCACCAUCGCACCGGCGACAGAUGGAAGAUUUACCCCACCUACGACUUCGCGUGCCCCGUGGUCGACUCGCUCGAGGGCGUCACCCACGCAUUGCGUACGAACGAGUACCGCGACCGCAACCCGCAAUAUCAGUGGAUGAUAGAGGCCCUCAACCUGCGCCCUGUGCAUAUCUGGGACUUCAGCCGUCUCAACUUCAUCUACACCCUGCUUUCCAAGCGCAAGCUGCAUUGGUUCGUGGAUCAAGGCCUCGUGCGCGGCUGGGAUGAUCCAAGGUUCCCGACAGUCCGUGGUAUCCGUCGCCGGGGCCUGACUGUCGAGGCUCUCCGUCAGUUCAUGUUACUUCAGGGCCCCUCACAAGCGGUCGUCUCGCUCGAGUGGGAUUCGAUCUGGGCUCUCAACAAGAAGAUUAUCGACCCGGUUGCCCCUCGGUUCUGGGCACUUUCUAAGGACAAGGUGGUCCCGGUGACGAUCACUGGUGGCCCCUCGUCCCCGGAAGUGAAGGUUCUUCCGAAACAUAAGAAAAACCCGGAUGUCGGCGAGAAGAAGACGGUCUACUCCUCUACGAUCCUUGUUGAACAGGAGGAUGCACUCACCUUCGAAGACAACGAAGAGAUCACCCUCAUGGACUGGGGGAAUGCCAUCGUUCGCUCCAAGUCUACCGGCCCGUCCGGCGAAAUAGCCGCUAUAAUCAUGGAGCUCCAUCUUGGCGGCGAUUUCCGCAAGACCAAGAAGAAGGUGACAUGGCUUCCUCAGCCUCAAGGCGAACACACCCUAGUAGAUGUCACCCUCCUCGAUUACGACUACAUCAUCACCAAGAAGAAGCUCGAGGAAACCGACGACGUCAAGGACUUCGUGACCCCAGUCACCGAGUUCCGGGAGGAGGCUGUUGCAGAUGCCAACGUACGCGAGCUCCAGAAGGGCGACAUCAUCCAGUUCGAGCGCAAGGGUUACUAUAUAGUCGACAGCGCAGAAGGCGGCAAAUUCGAAUUCAUCCACAUUCCAGACGGACGGGCUGCCAGUUUGGCCAGUAAGGCGGGUGCAGCGACUCCCGCCGAACCGGUCAAGAAUUCAAAGUCUGCGGACUCGACACCCGCCAAGGUAUUGGAUACUCCGGUCGACACCAAAAUGUACCAGGUUGAGAAGGUUUACGGGGAUGACAGUGCUAUACCACCAGCAGAUACCAAGAUGUACAAGGUCAAGAACGUAUACGAUAGUUGAAUGUUUCGGUAGAUAUAAGCAAUUGAAAAUUUAAGGGGGC